AUGGUUAAGGAGUACAAGAAUGUCAGUUUUCCUAACAAGACUUUUCGUUUAAAAUCGAUAUCUUCCUUGGUUAGGAAGGAUGAUAUUGAUGAGAAGAUGCGCAUAGAUGUGAUUGGAAGGGUCACUGAAAUCUAUUUUCCAGUGGAGAGGGUUGUAGCAGGACAGAGAGCUAGGCUCAUUGAUUUUGUUUUGGAAGAUAUCAAUCAAGAUCAGAUUCAAUGUACUCUUUGGGGGGAUCAUGUGAACAGUUUGUUGCCUAUUUAUAGCUCAACAGUCACUGAAGAACCAAUGGAGAUGUGCACAUAUCAACUUCAUUUAAUGCAACAAAAAUUUGGAUCAAUCAGAAAAAUGCCAGAUUUUGAGGAGUUUAAGAAAAGUUUAAGUCUGUCAUCUGGCAGAACUCCAUUAAGAAAGUUGGACUCAAGCUCUAGACUACCUGGAUUUAGGUCAAAUCGUAACAGUCUGAGUGAUGAUAUUGUUGUAACUUCUCUAAGUGAGAUUUACCACAGGAAGGAGUAUUGGGUGGCUGUUAGGAUUAUGGAUGUUGACAGUUCAGAUGGUUGGUAUUACAUGUCUUGUAAGGGAACUAACUGUGGGAAAAAGAUAACUCCAAGAGAAGGUUUGAUGUACUGCUCUAAGUGUGAUCGUAGCUGGCAUGAGGGGGCUGUCAAGUAUAAGGUGGUUGUUCGUGUAACCGACAGUACAUGUGAAGCACCCACUAGUACAAAAAUGGACAUAGAAGACUCACAUUUAGCUACUGUUGUUAUAAGAACGGUGGUGUAUUCUUAA
Ipomoea nil (Japanese morning glory) is the source of this 789-nucleotide messenger RNA. RefSeq names its product replication protein A 70 kDa DNA-binding subunit D-like. Lineage: Eukaryota; Viridiplantae; Streptophyta; Magnoliopsida; Solanales; Convolvulaceae. The record is from RefSeq and is a predicted model, not a curated record. Bases 1 to 789 code for a protein of 262 amino acids. The transcript has 6 exons.